Molecule: messenger RNA, 1103 nt
Organism: Triticum dicoccoides
Lineage: Eukaryota; Viridiplantae; Streptophyta; Magnoliopsida; Poales; Poaceae
Product: disease resistance protein RGA2-like
Exons: 2
Coding region: 35-763 (242 amino acids)
Molecular function (GO): ADP binding
Source: RefSeq, a predicted model, not a curated record
CUGAGAGAGAUAAGGUACGGUGAAGACGAACAACAUGGCUCAUGUAGCCGGUUUGCUUGCCUCGGCUGUGGUCUCAGCAGUGGGCAAUAAGCUGGGUUCCGCCAUUGGGGAUGAGGUCACGAUGCUGUGCAGUUUCAAGGACGACCUCAAGGACAUGAAGGACACGUUGCAGUACAUGGAGGCGGCGCUCAAGGAUGCUGAGAGGCGGUCUGUCACGGAGGAGUUGGUGCGGCUGUGGCUCAACCGGCUCAAGAACGCUGCCUAUGAAAUCUCUUACAUGCUCGAUGAGUUGCAAGCUGACAGUGAACCAGCCUCCAGAAAGAUGAUUGGGAAGCUAGACUGUUUUGCUAUUGCACCCAAGAUUACCAUGGCUUAUAAGAUGAAGAAGAUGAGAGGUCAGCUGAGGAAGAUCAAAGAGGAUCACGAGAGUUUCAAAUUCAUACAUGAUAACUCCAGUCUAAUUAGUGUGCACCAGUUUCCUGAUCCACGGGAAACAACAUCAGAUGUGAUUGAAUCACUCAUCAUAGGGAGAGACAAAGACAGGGUGAAUGUUCUUUCUUUGUUAUCCACAAGCAGCAACAAAGAAGAUAUCACAAUUCUUCCUGUUUGUGGGCUUGGAGGCAUAGGAAAGACAACAUUGGCACAACUGGUCUUCAAUGAUGCUCAGUUGAAAGAGUAUGACCAUCGGGUAUGGGUCUAUGUAUCCCAGGUGUUUGACAUGAAAAAAAUAGGGAACUCCAUAAUUUCUCAAGUAGAAAAAUGAAGCCAGAAUCUAGAUACAAGGCAGUUGAUAAACCAACAUCUUAAACAUCUACUUCAAGAUAAGAAGACUCUAAUUGUUUUGGAUGACCUAUGGGAGACAGAUAACUUCCAACUGGAUCAGCUCAAGCUUAUGUUGAAUGUAAGCUCCAAUAUGAGAGUCUUGGUCACAACACGCAGCAUAGAUAUUGCAAAAAAAAUCUGUACUGUUGAACCAUACAAGCUAGAUCCCUUGGACAACGACAUGUGCUGGAGAAUAAUCAAGCAAAACAGUGGCUUUGAAUCUAGAGCUGAUAAAGGUCAAGCUGAACCAGUUGGACAAAAGAUUGCAACGAAAUGUGGUG